GUAAUGGUAUUGGUAGUUAUCGUUUGAAUGCUGGAUGACGACAGUGUUCGAGUCUUGACCGGUAGUUUAAGCGACCGCCAUUGAACAUAUGGCCGUUGACUUAUAACUGCCUCCGUCAUUUCUUCUCAAAAUCCCAGAAUAUCCCUCCAUUAUACUGUUCGUUUCCGUACAAAAACAUGUUAAGAGGGGUAUUUAUGGUAAUUCAGUUCAGCAAGCAAAGCAAAUGGAUUUAUGGAAGAAGAAGCUUCCCCAUUUUUCACAGUUCACACUGCUCGCACAAUUCUACCACUGUGAAGCGCGAAAUGCUAAACUCUGUUUACACUGUUCAAUUAAAUUGUUAACAAUAAACCAUUCGCCUUCGCUUCUCCAGCAAGAUCAAAACUACUCCAGUUGAGGAGUUGAUGGUCAAGCUUCUUUGCAAGUUAGUAUCGAGAUUGCAUUGACAAAAUGCUCGUCUCUGCUCUUCUAACGUCUCUGGGAAUAAAUUCUGGUCUCUGUGUUCUAUUCUUUGUAUUUUACUCCAUAUUGAGGAAGCAACCGAGUAAUUAUGAAGUUUAUGCGCCGCGGUUGCUGGCCGAAGGUAAUUCUAAACGGAGAAGUCGUUUCAACCUAGAAAGGUUAAUACCUUCUCCUGGGUGGAUUAGUAAAGCGUGGAAGUUAUCUGAAGAGGACAUAUUAUCAUCCUCAGGCUUAGACGCUGUGGUUUUCAUGCGACUUAUUACUUUCAGUUUGAAAGUAUUUUCAUUCGCUGGGAUAAUAGGGAUCUUUGUUCUUCUUCCAGUGAACUGCUUGGGAACCCAGCUUCAAAAAAUUGACUUUGCAGAUUUAUCGAGUAAUUCUUUGGACGUGUUUACCAUUUCAAAUGUAAAUUAUGGCUCAAAAUGGUUAUGGAUGCACUUCUGUGCUGUGUAUAUGAUCUCUAUUUUCAUCUGUUACCUCCUCUACAAUGAAUACAAAUAUAUAUCUUCAAAAAGGAUUGCUUAUUUUUAUUCAUCCAAACCUCAGCCACAUCAGUUCACCAUCUUAGUUCGUGGUAUCCCCGUUUCAGUUGGCAGCAGCAUCAGCGAAACCGUUGAGAGGUUCUUCACAGAGUAUCACCCCACUACUUAUCUCUCACAUAUGGUUGUUCGUCGAAGUAGCAACCUUCGGAGUCUCGUAACUGAAGCAAAGAAGCUGUAUACAAGGCUUCUUCACUUGCAAUCAGAGCCUUCUCACCAGAAGUAUAGACGUAUUGGAUUGUUUGGAGAAAAUGUUGAUCUUGUGGAUCAUUAUGAGAAGAAGUUGGAAGACGUAGAGCAGAAUGUCAAAUUGGAGCAAUCUGAUUUGUCGUUUGGAGAGGAAACCCGAGCUGCCUUUGUAUCCUUCAAAUCUCGCUAUGGUGCUGCAGUUGCUUUCCAUUUGCAACAAUCAGUUAACCCUACGCAGUGGGUCACCGAGCAAGCCCCUGAACCAGACGAUGUUUAUUGGCCUUUUUUCUCCUCGUCGUUCAUGCGAAGAUGGAUUUCUAAGCUUGUGGUUGUAGUUGCUUGUAUUCUUCUAACAAUUUUAUUCCUCAUUCCUGUUGUAGUUGUGCAAGGUCUUACUAACCUAAGUCAGUUGGAGAUUUGGUUUCCAUUCUUGAAAAGCAUUCUAACCAUUACAUUUGUUAGUCAGGUAAUCACAGGAUAUCUUCCCAGUCUAAUUCUUCAGUUGUUUCUAAAGAUUGUGCCUCCAAUCAUGGAGUUCCUUUCCUCCAUUCAAGGUUACAUUUCCCAUAGUGAUAUUGAAAAGAGUGCAUGUAACAAAGUACUCUGGUUCACUAUAUGGAACAUCUUUUUUGCAACUGUGUUUUCGGGGUCAGUGUUAUAUCAGGUGAACAUCUUUCUUGAUCCCAAGAAUAUUCCUGCAAAGCUGGCUGUCUCUGUUCCUGCACAGGCAUCUUUUUUCGUGGCUUAUGUUGUUACAUCUGGAUGGACAAGCACUUCGUCAGAACUCUUUCGCAUAAUCCCUCUUAUUUGCUCUCUAGCAACUAGAUGUUGUAAAAAUCCAGAUGAUGAACUUGAAGUUCCAUCUAUUGCUUAUCACAAAGACAUACCAAGAAUUCUUUUCUUUGGACUUCUCGGUAUCACUUAUUUCUUCCUAGCUCCACUAAUUUUGCCCUUCCUCCUUGUGUACCUAUGUCUUGCAUACAUCAUCUUCCGUAAUCAGUUCAUGAAUGUAUAUGCCCCAAAGUAUGAGACAGCAGGGAAGUUUUGGCCUAUUGUGCACAACUCGAUGAUAUUCUCUUUGGUACUCAUGCAUGCCAUUGCUAUAGGAAUCUUCACAUUAAAGAAGCUCUCUACUGCGUCAACCUUAAUUUUUCCUCUUCCAGUCCUCACACUCCUCUUUAAUGAGUACUGCCGAAAACGCUUUCUACCGAUUUUUAUUGCUUACUCUGCUGAGGUUUUGAUAAAAAAGGACAGGGAGGAGGAGAAUGACCCUGCAAUGCAUGAAUUUUUUGAUAAAUUGGUCACUGCAUAUCAAGACCCAGCUUUAAUGCCGAUUCAGUACUCUGCCACUGGUGAUGGUCUUCAUAGUCCCCUCCUAUCAUCUGCUGUUUGAACCUGAGAACCCUCCAUUGUAUGUAUGGUGAAGUAGUCCCUAUGUAUUGAAACAUAAUUGAUACGGUCCCUCUAUUGAAACAUAAAUGAUAUGCUGGGACUUUGGAAAGAAAUUACACAAAGAUUUGUUGUCACCAAUGCAAAAGGACUGGAAACCGAAUGUAGAAAGAGACAAGUGGACCGCUGACCUCCGCAGCAGAGAACGCUCGUGGGUAAGAAAGCAGAGAACAGUAGAGGUGCAGAGAAAACAUUGUCAGUGGUGGAUAGACUUUACUUUCUCUCAUCUUUUUCUCUUUGUUAUUUCUUUGCUUUUGUUUUUCUUUGAGAAAGAUGAAGGCAGAAGUGAUGUUUUGAACUUUAAAACCAAGAGUAGCUGCACUAGAAAACAAGAAUCCAUCCGUCACCCAACUGACUGAUUCGUGCAUACUGAUAAGCUUGUUCGUGUACUGGGAGUGAAACACACCUAAGAGUAAGAACAAAAGAGCCAGAACAUUCCUUAUUUUCUUAUGAGCUUAUCGAACAUGGGCUAUUGAGUAGGUCAGUGAUACUACAUGUAAUUUUGAGUUUUAAUAUUUUCAUUGCUAUGCAAUAUUAAGCAUCUUUACCUUAAAAAAGAAAAAAUAAUAAAGAAAGAAAGAAAGAUUUCUGUA
This is a messenger RNA of Ricinus communis (castor bean), 3229 nucleotides long. RefSeq names its product CSC1-like protein At1g69450. Lineage: Eukaryota; Viridiplantae; Streptophyta; Magnoliopsida; Malpighiales; Euphorbiaceae. The coding region runs from base 448 to 2580 and encodes 710 amino acids. Gene Ontology annotation, cellular component: plasma membrane. The record is from RefSeq and is a predicted model, not a curated record. Gene Ontology annotation, molecular function: calcium-activated cation channel activity. The transcript is spliced from 12 exons.